Messenger RNA from Daphnia carinata, 3899 nucleotides. RefSeq names its product gamma-tubulin complex component 6-like. The transcript has 6 exons. Gene Ontology annotation, biological process: mitotic cell cycle; spindle assembly; cytoplasmic microtubule organization. Lineage: Eukaryota; Metazoa; Arthropoda; Branchiopoda; Diplostraca; Daphniidae. Gene Ontology annotation, cellular component: gamma-tubulin complex; spindle pole; centrosome. Gene Ontology annotation, molecular function: microtubule minus-end binding; gamma-tubulin binding. The record is from RefSeq and is a predicted model, not a curated record. Bases 62 to 3709 code for a protein of 1215 amino acids.
AAGUCAACAAAAUAAAUGGCGCUAAAUUAGUGUACAAAUAUAAGUGAUUUUUUCUGUUGAAAUGGAUACACAAAAUAGUUUGUAUGGGAGUUUGUGUAAAUUUUUUACUCUCGUGUCAAAAUCGAAAUCACGUAGAGAUGGAAAACUUAAUGGUUCCAAUUUUCUUGAAGUGGAACUUGAAGCUAAAGAGAAAAAACGUGCUAAGCGUGAAGGAUUUAGCACGUUGUUCACAACACGGGCCAUUGAAGACGACAUGCUUCCGGAAGAAUUUCAGUUAUCAGCUUGGAUUUUUAAACUGAGAACUUUAAUUCCUUGUUCAGAGGGAAAUGCACUUGAAAAUGCAAUUUCUGAACUUGAAAAAAUAUCUACUGGGCAAACUAGCACAAUUUUGCCAGUGAUAAAGUUCCUCGUUUAUAUAGAUCCAAUCAAAACUGAUGAUUUACCAUCACUUCAAAACAUAAAUGCCCGAAGUUAUAACAAUGAGCUUAAGAAACAUCAAACUGAAAAUAGGUGGGCACAGUGUGUACCCUACCCAGUAAUCAAGCAUGAUAUGUUUGAAGUCCCUCCACUAAAUUUUCAUAUAGGAGAAGUUUAUGCAUCCAACAUUGUAGCCAAACUGGAAUCCACUAAACAGCUAGAUGAACUUGAUAGGGUACAUCACAACCUAUUUGGUACCCUGGAAAAUCCACCAAAGAACCUGAACUAUCUUGGAAUUUCCAAAAGCAGCAAAUUAACUCUUGGCCUUAAUGUAACCAAAUCUGAAGCCAAACAAACUUCCACUAUCCGUGAUGACGGGUAUGAAUCACCGACUUCUCAUACCGAGUUCGUAACAGACAAGGUCGACAACUACUGGGAAAAUCUGGAAAACUUAUGCGACUCGUCAAGCAUUCGUAGAACCUGGGAAGCAAAAUUAUCAGGAGAAGCCUAUCCAGCCAAAGAAUUACCUUACUUUUCUCAAGCUCCUUUACAUGUCAUGGAAACACUAUGUCAUCAAUUUGAAGAAAAUCUUAAUUUGGUUGAUAGAAGCCUACCAAUAAGAGAUACCUUCAAAAUGGAAGAAAAUGAAAUACGAAAAGACAUUCAGUAUUUGAUGUUAGGCAUCGAGUCACAAACGUUUGCCUGCGUUGAUGAUGAAUUUCGCGUGAAUGGUUAUCCAUUUAUUGACGGCAUUAGUACCGACUGUUUAGCCGAUCUAGUCCAACCACUGGUAGAAAGUGGCACUUUGGUUCGGCGUCUCAGCAAAGCAAUUUGGAAUCCAAAAUUUGGUCCUGUACGUAAUACUCUUGGUGACCAGCUACUAGAAAGCUUACAAUACUAUCAGCAAAUGGUGGAGGAAGUGACCGAGUCCCAGUCGUUGCUUGCAGUUGUUCAACAACUAAAAACUCUUUCAUCUUCAAUUAAAAUAAUGGAUCAAUUAUGGCAUUGGCCUGGUUGGGAAGGUGGUAGUGGACGUGGAGCAGCGUUUCUUCAACAUCUUGUUGAUCUUUCUACAGUCACAGUUGACGACCACGAACGGAAUCUUUUGACGGCGUAUUUCGCUGCAUGCGUCGUUCCGUUUCUCUUGUACUUGGAGCAGUGGAUAUACCGCGGGAUUUGUUGCGAUCCACAAGAGGAAUUUUUUAUCCGAAUUGACCAGGAACAACUGGCAAAACGUGAUAGACAUUGUUGGAUCAAUGGCUUCACCUUUCAGCCCAUCAACCGAGCAGAAGGAGGGCCGUUUGUAAACUCAGCUGCAGAGGAUGAUGCCAUCACGGGUAUUUUGAAUGACGUUUAUCUUUGUGGCAAAACGCUCCACCUUUUACAACUCUGCCAAGCAAAAGAACUUGUACACGGGGAACCGUCGUUACGAAUUGGUCUCAGCUUAUCUGAGUUGAACGAUAUCCGGCUUGAAUGUGCAACGUACGCGCUUAAGUUCCCAGCGGCGGUGGAUUUCGUUAAUCCUGUCAAGGAUUUAAGUCAACAGGCACGCGAAACGCGUGAAUUCAAUUUGGCUAAACUUGUAGCAGAAAACGAAGCUAAACAGAUUGAGCGAGCUCGGCAGCGUACGGAGCGUCAUGCAUUAGCCAAAGCCGAGUUGGAUGAACAGAUGAAACUCAAACGGGCAGAAGAGAACAAGAUUGCAUAUCAGGAAAAGUUAUUGGACGAAGACAUCCAACAGUAUCAUGACGAAAUCGAUAAACGUGAAGCUGAGGAGAAAAGAAGAUUGCUCAUUAAAUACACUCAACUUUUGGAGAGUAAGGAAAAUUCGAAUGUCGAAUCGUCCGAAGAUGAGUUGAAUGCUAAUGACCAAAGAGAAAUGGAUGAAGAGAAUAACAUAGUUAUCCUGCCCCAAUCUGAUAACGCUAAUGAUAUAACAUCAAUCACUACCCCAACUUCAACUUUAAUUCCGCCAUCCACGUCGGCUACAACGACAAUUUCUGCUUCGUCAACCCGGCGUAAAAAGAAAAUUCUUACACGAGAAGAGAUCAAAACGAAAGUUUUACGGGAAGAAUUUGGAAUAGAUCCACGGUACACUAAAGAGGAAACAGAAUCCAAUCGGGAGGAAGACACACAGCCAACAACAAGCCCCUACGAACCGAAAAGUUGGACUAAUCCAGUUGCAAUUUCUUACCCGUUUCAGUUCGGUUUCCAGACCCAUCCACAGCCAAUAGUAAAAAUUGAACAAGAAAAAAAAGACUGGCUCCAGCAAGCCAAACCAUCGGAAGAGGAAAUCCGGGAUUUUUCACUUUCUUUCUUUGUACAGCGUAGUUUACUAUUACCCAUUCGUACCCAGUGCCAAAUGGUCAACCGCUCUCUAAUGACUCUGUUGACCGGGCCCGACCAUCGUUUCAUGCAACAUUUAGAAGCAUUGCGUCAAUAUUUGUUCCUGGACAAUGGUGCCUUCAGUCAUAGUCUAGUCAGCAACAUUGGUCGCCGUUUGGGUCAGAUUACCCACAUACAUCAACUCAUCAAUAUACCAUCGAUGAACUUUAUUCUGCAAAGCGCACUCAACGCCAUCCACGCUGAUGAAUAUCAUGCGUCGCGUUUGAGUUUCUACAUCAAGGAAGCAACUGGAACGAUAUCCAACUCUCAGCUCGAAGCUUUAGAGUGUUUUACACUUCGUUAUAGGGUUGGCUGGCCACUUAAUUUAAUACUCACUGAAGAAGUUAUGGAUGAUUACAGCCAAAUAUUCUCGUUUGUUUUGCAACUACGGCUAGCCGCAUGGGCGCUUGAAGACGUCUACGUCAACCUGAUGAGGGAUCCGCCCUCCCUUUGGCAUUCAGUUCACAUUGCGCGUCAUUCGAUUUAUCACUUUGUACAGACGCUGCAAAACUAUGUCAUGAAUCAGCUUCUUACUCUUGCCUGGAGUGAAUUUCUAACAGAGCUGAAGAAAAAUGGAGCUCGGUCUCUAGACGACCUCUACGAAUUACAUUCCAAUUACGUCCAUAGAGCUAAAUCACGGCUAUUACUCACGCCGAAGAGCUCAUCCCUUUUGAAAAUUAUUCGUGACGCUCUAAACCUUGCGCUGAAAUUUCGUGGUCUUCUGCUGGCAGCCAAUUACGUCCACACGAAUGCCCUUCAAUCGCAAAUCAAUUCGAUCAGCGCCAAAGCCCGGGAAUAUGCCAAGUUUAUCCGACUAAUUCUAGAAAAGGUGAAAGAUCGAAGCCAUCAGCCCCAUUUUCAUGACCUUUUGAUGAAACUCAACUACAACGAAUAUUACAGCAAUUAGAGAAACUCCCGGGUUUUUACAAGUCACGGUCGAUUGCCUAGCGGAUUGUAAAUACUACAAAAAAGACUCGCAAAAAUUCAAGCCUUUCCGGAAAUCGCAACUGGAGGAAUGUAUACAUGAGACAACUAUGAUUCACUUGUACAUUUUAUACUGAUGCAACGUUCGGUAAUACACAAAGACUGGGAACACG